Messenger RNA from Cyprinus carpio (common carp), 1701 nucleotides. Its product is annotated as cytohesin-interacting protein-like. Gene Ontology annotation, molecular function: protein binding. The record is from RefSeq and is a predicted model, not a curated record. Lineage: Eukaryota; Metazoa; Chordata; Actinopteri; Cypriniformes; Cyprinidae.
ACCAGAGAGUGACGUUCUCAGCAGCAGAGAUGCCAGCACACACUCUGAAGAUGACAGCAUCUGUUCAAUACAUAAGAAAACUGCUGGGGAAAAGCAGCAGUGCGACAAGCAACCUGUUGAACAGUGGACACAAAACACAGAAGAACACUACUGAUUAUAAAACCAUCAGGAAUAAAGAUGGAAAAAGUCAUAAAAGAAACGUAGUGCAAUUCCAAGACAACACAACAGAGCAGUAUACACGGAAAAGUGUCAUUUUAAGAAGAAAAGAAAAUGAAACUUUUGGGUUUGACAUCCAGACAAGCAGUGUUGAGAGAUGCAUCAGUACUGAGCAGGAUUUGGGCUCGUGUGUGUGUUGGGUGAAGGAGAACAGUCUGGCAGAGAGCAGUGGCUUAAUGACAGGUGAUGUUAUUAUAACGAUCAACAGUGUGAAUAUUGCUGGAUUCACUCAGCAGCAGAUCAACAAUCUGGUUCAAAAGUCCUCCACCUUAAUGAUGGAGAUUAUCAGAGGUGUUACAGAAAAGCAGAGACAACUGCUUAGCAAGCUUUAUCUUCUGCAGAAACAGUUUACAGAGAAAAGUGAAGAGCUUCAGACACUCAUCGCAGAGGAAGUGCGUCUGACAGGAGGUGGUGUGGAAAACAUCCAGAAGUUAAAUGUCCUUCCUGCAGGAUCCUCUGCGAACCUUUGCUAACAGUGUGGAAAGAGAGUUUUUUUCCCACUUCUAAUACAAUCAAACACACCUAAUCAAGGUUGUGGGCUUCACUGGAAAAGUACAGGCUAGUGCAUUACAACAGGGUUGAAACUAAGCUCUCUGGUAAAGUAGAUUGUGCAUCUUGUGCUCCUGAGCCAUUUUAAAGUUAGUCCAGGGAAACAAAUCCUGGCCAUAUGCUCAAGGAGACCCCAUAAGAGACCCUGUUCAGACAGCAGGCGGCAUAUUUUCUGUAUUUUUAAACUCAGUGCUACAUAGUGGUUUGAAUUAGUGAGUGAAAAGCUAAACAUUUAACUAUUUAUUUGAAUCAUACUGCAUUUUGUAUUAUCUCUACUGUAUUUGUGUAUUCUACACUAUUAAGCAGUCAUUUUUAUUGUCAGUUUAUUUCAUUUUAACUAAUUUAUAUUUUGUCUAAAUGUGUUUUGUGUAUUCAUGUACGAAGUUCUCUAAUAUUUAUAUCAUUUCCAUAUUUAUAUAAUGCCUCUUUAAUAAACUUUUAUAACAAACUGAUGUUUUGGUGCUUUGUAGCACAGGCUAGUUCUGCUUUGGGCUGUUUCUCACUGUACACUUAAUCUUGCUGAAUGUGGUUUGCAUAAGUUGAUUUGUCUGCUGUUUGCUUCUGCUGAACACGUAGGUUUCCCAGAUAUCAUCUCAGUCAGUGGUAAAACACCAGAUGCAGUUCUCAUUCACCACAUAGAUCUUAAACAUGGCAGGAAAUGACACGUCAUUGACAGUAGAUCCGGUAUCACAGACAAACCAUAGCGUUCUCAUCACUUUUAUAAUACUUGAUUGACAGAAUAAUUAAUGCCUCAUUUUGUGUUCAACCCCUUUGAGACCUAAUUUUUAGCUUCUUAAAAGACCUUGAAGAAUAUCUUUACAGUACUGAAUGGCACUCACACAAAGCUCAAACAAACUGAUGUAAACACAAGUAAGAUUUUGUUAAUUUCUUAGAUAACCCUGGGAAUGUUCAUCUAAUCACAGAUUAGAGUUAUUG